Saccostrea cuccullata (small rock oyster) is the source of this 763-nucleotide messenger RNA. RefSeq lists its product as uncharacterized. The record is from RefSeq and is a predicted model, not a curated record. The transcript is spliced from 5 exons. NCBI's taxonomy places the organism in Eukaryota, Metazoa, Mollusca, Bivalvia, Ostreida, Ostreidae. Bases 17 to 613 code for a protein of 198 amino acids.
AAAUGAAGGGACAGAUAUGAAGGACUUGGAUGCUAUCAAGUCCGCCUUGCAGCUAACAAAGAAUAAAAAUGUCGAGAACAGAUUAGUGGAAGAAGUUGUUCGCGCCAAAUCCAUGCUGGAACGUCUGCGAAAUAUCGCUAAAUUGAUGCAUGCUGUACUGGGCUUGGAUCAGAAAACUAUUGCAGAAAUUAAAGGAUAUCAACACCCGCCCCCUGCCGUACAUCACGUGAUGAUGGCGUCAUUGCUGUUACUUGGACACUGGGAAGAGGAAACAGAGAAAAUCGUGAAGCGUUACAACGAUCCAGACUUCCAAAGUCCAAGUGAUUGGAAAAAUGUGCAAAUUGCUCUGGGAAAGAUGGGAAAAGAGUCAAUUAAAAGGAAAAUUCAAGAGCUUAAGGUUGACGAUAUACCAUUAGAUGUUGCUCUCGGAGCACGUGAUUUGAUACGAGAUUUUACUUUGGAUCAAGUGCGCAUGGUCAGCGCUGGUGGAGCUACUUUUUAUAUUUGGGUUCGAGGAUUAACGGAAGAAAUUGAGAAAAGGAACGCAGAAAUUGUCCACACGGUCCGUCCAAGAACUAGCAAAAAGAGAAGAGAGAGAACGUCAAUAGCUUAGAGAUUUUUUUUCUGAUUCCUAUAGAUCAUUUUAUGCUGCCUAAGAAUCUGAAUUUGUUUGUGAAAAUUGUUUGGUUCAAAUUCAUUUGCACCAUGCUAUGCAAGUGUUGUGCUUACAUGCGUUUUUGCUAUAGAAUAACUUAACCAUUAA